AGCGCGAUGGGUGUGCGGCGGUUGCUGCUGCUGCUCGCGUGGGGCCGGGCUGGCUGCUGCUGGCAGCCCACGGCGUGUCCCCACAACGACUCUUGGCCCUGCGUGCCCAAGUGCUGCCACAUGGGCAGCGCGCUCGACCACUCUUCCGGCGCCUGUCUGCCCUCCAGCGUGCCGUUCGACCCCAUCUUCGCCGGAGGACCCGACCCGGGGCCCAACUGCCUAAGGUGUAACCUCAUCGUUGGAGAACCUUGCCCAGACAAGUACAUGCUGGACGUGGACGACGAGUACCAGCUGUUCGCGAACGGCUCGCUGCGGCUGUGGGACGGCGAGUGGCUGGGGCCGGACGACUUCUGCGUGGACGCCUACUGGUCGCAGCUGCGCCAGCUGCCGGUGGCGCUGCCACUGCUGUGCUACGCGGGCGGCGCGCCCGACAGCGCCGGGGAGCACGCCAUCCGCUACGUGCUGUACCCCCUCGGUAAGGGCGCAGGUCUGCUGGUGUCGGUGCCGUUCCUGGUGGCGACGGCGUGGGUGUACCUGCGCUUCCCGCAGCUGCGCGACCUGCACGGCCGGGCGCUGGCCAACCACGCGCUGUGCCUGGCCGCCGCCUACCUCAGCCUCUCCGUCACGCAGCUGGCCGGCCACCGCUUCUCCACUGGCGCCUGCAUCGCCUUCGCGUUCCUCAUCCAGUUCUCGUUCCUCGCCGCCUUCUGCUGGCUCACCAUCCUCGCUCUGGACACCACGUGGAAGGUGCUGAGCGUGACGGGGCGCCUCCCGUACCCCGAGGAGCGGCCGCGGCAGUGGCGCGCCUGGGCGGGCUACUCGGUGUUCGCGUGGCUGGCGCCAGCGCUCUGCCUCGUCGUGACGCUGCUGGCGGACAUCCAGCCCAGCGUGCCGCCCUCCUUCGUCAGGCCCAGCCUCGGAACCGCCAGCUGCUGGUUCAGCAAUAAAGACGCGGCUCUGCAAUACUUCUACGGGCCGAUCGGCCUGCUGUUCCUGCUGAACACCGGCCUGUUCGCCGUCAGCAUCUACCGCACGUGCACCUACCCGCCGGCCUUCAGGGACAGGUCGCCCACAGAGAGGGUGCGGAUGGUGGUGACGCUGUUCGUAUCGAUGGGCGUCAGCUGGACGAUGGAGCUGGUGUCGUGGGCGGUGGGGGGCCCGGUGUACGCGUGGCUGGUGCCCGACCUCAUCAACAUCCUGCAGGGCGCCAUCCUGUUCGUCAUCUUCGUGCUGGAGCCCAGCGUGAAGCGCGUCGUCUUCGCCGACAGCGACGCCAGGCGUCCGCGGCUGGUGCCCACCUCUCUGGAGUCCUCGCGGCUGCAGCCCGUCUGACCGGGCCUCGCGCUCUCCUGCAUUGGCUGGCCAGCACCUGUCCUAUACAGAGGGGCAGCCAGCUACAAGGCACUACAAGCUUCCAGCAUUUGGCUGGACUGAAAUAUCUUCGGCCACAUGAUACCAAGCCCUUCACCGUUCAGUCAGACAAAAUGUUGAUGCACUUCAGUAAGUAGUCUCAGUUCGAAAAUGAAACAGUGUUAGAAGAAGAAAGUAUGGAGUUAGCUUUCCAGCAUUCCGACAUGAGCGCUUCAGAGCAGUUCUGAAACUAUGGCACAGGAAAAUCUAGUAGUUAUUGAAAACACCACAGAGGUUCCGGUGAAAAAUCACGAACCAAAUUAAAAAUUCAGUGUGUAAAGCAUUGAACUAAUCUUAUCUCUCAGGAUGAAAACGAUUCCGUUUUACCGUGUUCAUUCGUCAUACUCAUCAGCUUUCUUCGUUAAGCAAAAGAUUCAUGACUGUGUAACAAGAUUGCAGUUUCAUGGAAAUGUGCGUUACUGAUUCCUGACUGUUUUUGGAGACGAAAUAUUUUUGUAAUUUACAGAGCUCUCAAAAACAAAAAGGCUUGGCUGGCAGAUUAACACUGUGUACCAGAGUGGAACUCGAACCUGCGACCUUUGCCAUUCACGGGCAAGUGCUCUACUGAAGUUGUAUUUCAUUUAAAUCAAGUCUACAAUCCAGUAAAUCACUUAUUUCUAUAGACCACAUCUAUAAACAGCUUUUAUGUUAUGACCUUCAAGGAGUUGAAGCAAUACUUCACUGAAAUAAUAAAAAUACUGAGAAAUUUAUCCCCCACUAACCAAUAGUCAAUACUCCGUCUUUAGACCACGAGUGGCCUACCGGGACCAUCCGACCGCCGUGUCAUCCUCAGAGGAGGAUGCGGAUAGGAGGGGCGUGGGGUCAGCACACCGCUCUCCCGGGCGUAAUGAUGGUAUUCUUGACCGAAGCCGCUACUAUUCGGUCGAGUAGCUCCCCAAUUGGCAUCACGAGGCUGAGUGCGACCGAAAAAUGGCAACAGCGCAUGGGGCUGGAUAGUCACCCAUCCAUGCGUCGGCCACGCCCAACAGCACUUAACUUCGGUGAUCUCACGGGAACCCGUGUAUCCAUUGCACCAAUAGUUAACAAGGUUUUCUCAAAUGGAUGGAUAAUGUACAGAUAAAAAUUUCUAAAAUGGUUAUCUGCGAAAAGUCACUAAUUGCUACUACUUCACAAACUAUUGUGGUAUUCGUGUGUCCCAUCACUUUUAUUUGUUAUUCUGAAGGUGAAAGGCGUAAGUGAUUAAAUGAGUGAUUCAGGAUCUCCACCUUCUGAGUUAUAUCUUGAGAUUCUUUUUUCAGUUUUUGGAGGCCACCACCUUGUUUUUCUUGUUCCUUAGUUCAAAAAAAUGUUCAAAUGUGUGUGAAAUCUCAUGGGACUUAACUGCUAAGGUCAUCAGUCCCUAAGCUUACACACUACUUAACCUAAAUUAUCCUAAGGACAAACACACACACCCAUGCCCGAGGGAGGACUCGAACCUGCUCCGGGACCAACCGCACGGUCUAUGACUGCAGCGCCCUUAGACUGCUCGGUUAAUCCCGCGUGCAGUUCCUUAGAGAUCCUGAUUUUUCAUUAAAGUUCUUUUGGACUAUCUUAUAUCGUAACCGUAGCUUCUGCCAUAGUUUUAACUUAUCCUACAAGCUUCUUGUCAAAUUAUAACGUUUUUCUGGGCUUACUCCUUUUUAUCAACUAAAUUCUCCCUCGAAGCUUUAAUUGUUGGCUAGUGUCGCACUUAAGUAUGAUUUAACCGUUACAUUACUCCUUUUUUAACACUUACUUCUUCAUUCAACUUUCCCUUCCCCUUUUUAGCUCCCCAUUUAUAAUUUCAUAAGUCAGUUUAUUUGUGUCCUAACUGCGUUUGCCAAAUGCGCACAGCUUUUUACAGAGGGAUUUCUUCUGUUGAAAUCAUUCACGUAUUCUAUGCUCUUCUUCCUUACCUGCUCAUUUGCCUGAUCAAGAGUCACAAUCCGCCCUCGCAGCUUUACUUCAGGCUGUACAUCUCUUAUCUUCCUUACUAGCACUGCUGGAAGGAAGGAUAUUGCGGAGAUAUUGCUUACCCAUAGGUUAGGGGAUUGUUUUCACUGCAGAAUGAAAAUUCAUUCUGGAAGCAAUCGUCAAGGCUGUGACUAAGCCACGUCUCCACAACAUACGAGGGGCGUGUAAAAAGUCCGUUUAAAAAUAAAAACUACUUACGUGUUUGGGGUAAACCUUUUUUAUUUUUCGACACAGUUUCCUUUUAGACUUGUACACACUGUUCUAAUUUGUUGAUCCCUUUCGAAUAAUAGGAAUUGUCCUGGCCUGCAAAUUAGCUAUUAGUUGCUGCAAUCACCUCCUCAUUUGAAUAAAAUCUUUGUCCCACCAGCCAUUUCUUCAAAUAGUAGUCUGAGGGAGCCAAGUCUGGAGAAUAGGGGGGGGGGGGGGGAUGUGAAACGAGUUGGAAUCCUGUUUCCAAUAAUUCUGCGAACACAACUGCUGAGGUGUGUGCUGGUGCAUUGUCGUGAUGGAAAAGGACAUUUUUGCGGUCCAGUCGCCGGCGUUUUUCUUGCAGUUCGGUUUUCAGAUGGUCCAAUAACGAUGAAUAAUAUGCACCUGUAAUAGUUUUACCCUUUUCCAGAUAGUCGAUGAGGAUUAUCCCUUGCGAAUACCAAAAGACAGUCGCCAUAACCUUUCUGGCCGAAGGAAUGGUCUUCGCCUUUUUUGGUGCAGAUUCUCCCUUGGUAACCCAUUAUUUAGAUUUCUGUUUGGUCUCAGGAGCAUAGUAAUGUAUCCAUGUUUCAUCCACAGUGACGAAACGACGCUUAAAGUCCUGCGGAUUCUCUCUGCACAGCUGCAAACCAUCCUUGCAACACUUCACAUGAUUCCAUUUUUGGUCAAGCGUGAGCAAUCAUUUAACCCAUCUUGCGGAUAGCUUUCUCACGUCCAAAUGUUUAUGCAAAAUAUUAUGUACCCGUUCAUUCGAGAUGCCACAGCACUAGCAGUCUCAUGCACCUUAACGUUCAGCAUCACUUGUGCCCAUAUGGCCACUCCGAAAAUUUUGAAACCACUUAUAAACUGUUCUAAUCGAAGGUGCAAAGUCACCAUAAUGUUUAUCAAGCUUCUCUUUAGUCUCCUGAGGCGUUUUGCCUCUCAUACAGUAAUGUUUAAUCACCACACGCAAUUCUUUUUUCGUCCAUUUUUUGACAAUCACUUGACAUCCUUCAUUCACGCAAAUGCCAAACACAAAUAAAUAGACCAAUAUGGCUGAAACGUGGUGUGCCUUUUUUCCAAAGAUGCUGCUAACUAAACAUGACCUAACGAGCCGGUGGUGCCAUCUCUCGGACUUCGCACGGACUUUUCAAACGCCCUUCGUACUUCCUGCCAGAAAUGCUGAUCCAGAGAGAUAUUGAGGUGAACUUGUGUGAUGUUUCGAAGGUUGGAUGUGAGGUACUGGCGGAAGCAAGGACGAGAGGCCGGGUCGAGAGUUGAUUGGAUAGCUCAGUCGAUAGAGCAACGGCCCAAUAAACGAAAAUGUUCCAGACUCAAGUCCCAAGCCGGCACAUAGUUUCAAUUCACCAUGAAGUUUUAAAUCAGCUUACACUUCACUGCAAAGUGAGGAUUCAUUUUGGAAAUACAGCGUGAUUUUUCUCGUGGACCCCGGUACUUAAAGAAUAGUAACGAGUUUGCCAGAAGAAUUUUAAGUUCGAUUUCUAAAAAGCAGUUUAUACCAACAGACAACUGCUUCCUCUUAUGUUAAACAUCAAAUGUUGAAAGGUCCUCUAUUCAACAAUUCUCUCCACGAAGCAAAAACAUAAUGUCGACCUGGGCACAUUUAAACUUUCUCCCUGUUUCUAUGUGGCAAACAACAAAAGCGUUUCAAACUGAAAAUUUGUAACAACAUUGUUCAAUACCGAUUUGUCAGUUGCUGGAAAGUUUUUGUUUUAGGCACUUGAUCUAAAUGUACCUGAUAAACGUAAUUACCAUUUCAUGUUCCAGUAAUGGUUCAAAUGGCUCUGAGCACUAUGGGACUUAACAUCUGAGGUCAUCAGUCCCCUAGAACUUAGAACUACUUAAACCUAACUAACUUAGGGACAUCACACACAUCCAUGCCCGAGGCAGGAUUCGAACCUGCGACCGUAGCGGUCGCGCGGUUCCGCACUGAAGCGCCUAGAACCGCUCGGCCACAACGGCCAGCCCAUGUUCCAGAAGUCUCGGUAGUUAACUAUAGCUAAACUAGUUACACAGUGGUUAAUUUAUACAGUACACGCGUAUUCCAAAUGCAUCUAGUAGCUGUGACGAUCAUACGUUUGAAUAUCGCUUAUAUGUGGGGCUGGUAUAAAUCUUACAAUUAUGUUAGAAAAGCGAAAAUUACCAUAAUAUGAGAGCUUGCUUCCGAACAGGUAAACGGCAAUCCAACGACGCAACCUGUCUUUCUGAAGUGCGACGAAGCACCAGACAGGGUUUUACAUGACCUGACAAAAGCAAAUCACUAUUUACCUCAGUAAACAACUAACUGUCGUAGCGCACUAUUCUUGCAUGAGAAUUUUUCGACCUUGAACGGUGUCCGUGCUCAGUGACAAGUUCCACGAAAGUUACCCAAGUCAUUGCAAGUAGAAGAGGAAGAAAGGCGGGUCCACUGCGCAGCAUCACGGGAAACGAUAUGCAGAGAAGCAUUUAUCAGUGAAACGAAUGAAUGCAGACUUUUGUGGAAACAAAUCCGUCCUACUUUCAAAGCUACUAUCACUACCUUGAAAAUCAACGAAGUACACAAAUUUUACCGCAUCAGACUAGAUUAUUUCGUCUCAGGCUUGUACGAGAGAUUUUCCAGUAGAACUUAAGAACUUGUCUGUAGCAAACUGCUCAUCUACUUUCAUUGAGGAUAUCGGUGAGAAUGGAGCGUCAGUUAAAGGCCGGAGAAUGGCGCACUAGUAAGCCAUGAAAAAUAGUGCCGCAGUAACGCGAGCAGUACCGUUUCUUUUCUGAGAGAUCUCGCUUAACGGUGUACUGCGUAUGAGGUAGCAGCAUUUAGUACUCACAUCAGAUGUCGCACGAUGUCAUAUUUAUGAGAUUCCUACGGCACAGUACUUCAUCUUGGGUAACAAGCGUACAUAAACUGCUAUAUUUUCUUCAGGAGUCAAACAAUACAGACAACCUACUCCAGUUGUACAAUUGUGUUAAGAAUUUGAUACAUUUACUGCUGAUUUAUUUGUAACUAUU
This is a messenger RNA of Schistocerca serialis cubense, 6561 nucleotides long. RefSeq names its product G-protein coupled receptor Mth2-like. Gene Ontology annotation, cellular component: membrane. NCBI's taxonomy places the organism in Eukaryota, Metazoa, Arthropoda, Insecta, Orthoptera, Acrididae. Bases 7 to 1332 code for a protein of 441 amino acids. The transcript is spliced from 7 exons. Gene Ontology annotation, molecular function: G protein-coupled receptor activity. The record is from RefSeq and is a predicted model, not a curated record. Gene Ontology annotation, biological process: cell surface receptor signaling pathway; G protein-coupled receptor signaling pathway.